Molecule: messenger RNA, 798 nt
Organism: Geodia barretti
Lineage: Eukaryota; Metazoa; Porifera; Demospongiae; Tetractinellida; Geodiidae
Source: the annotation of a GenBank genome assembly
GGAGCAAGCUAUAAUAUACUGCAAAAGAAACUUCUCGGAAAUCCGUCCACUUCAGCAGAGGAAUCAUCCGAUGGAUGCGGAGCAACAGGCACUGGUGUUCGACAACGGGUCGUUCAUGAUCAAAGUCGGUUUCGCGGGCAGCAACGAACCGCUAUUGGUUCCGCCCGUCGUAAGUCUUUCGUACUUCAGCCAAACAGCAGGAGAAGAGGCCGUUCGCAAAACCCCUUAUUACCUGAAGUACACCAUUGAGGAAGUGGAGAUAUCAAAGACGGUGAAGAUGUGAAAAAGGUGUGGGACCACAUCUUCAAAAAGAUGGACGUUCCCUCUGAAGGGUGCCCUGUUCUGCUCACAGAGAAUCCGUUCAACUCCCUCGGUAACCGCGAGAAGACGACCGAAAUCAUGUUUGAACAUUUCAGCACUCCGUCGCUAUUCAUGGCCAACGAGGCUGUCUUGUCUCUCCACGCGGCGGGUCAAACCACUGGUGUCGUACUCAGCUGUGGUGACAGUCUCUCCCACAUUGUGGCCAUCCAGGAGGGAAAGCCCCUUCCCCACGCUAGCCUCCGUCUGGGCUACGCCGGCUCGCAACUCACCAAGUUCCUGAUGAGCAUGCUCAACAGGAUCGGACACAAGUUCAGCAUUGCCCAACGAAAAGAUGUGCGUGAGAUCAAGGAGAAGCUGUGCUACGUGGCCCUGGAUUUCCAGCAGGCAGCUGCCUCAGAAUCCAACCAGGGGGAGACCUACGAGCUUCCAGAUGGUAGUCUAAUUACCAUCGAUGAUGAGCAGUUCAGGUGCCCCUGA